This is a messenger RNA of Triplophysa dalaica, 7335 nucleotides long. It is a transcript of the gene foxo4, whose product is annotated as forkhead box O4. Gene Ontology annotation, biological process: regulation of transcription by RNA polymerase II. Gene Ontology annotation, molecular function: DNA-binding transcription factor activity, RNA polymerase II-specific; RNA polymerase II cis-regulatory region sequence-specific DNA binding. The transcript has 3 exons. NCBI's taxonomy places the organism in Eukaryota, Metazoa, Chordata, Actinopteri, Cypriniformes, Nemacheilidae. Gene Ontology annotation, cellular component: nucleus. The record is from RefSeq and is a predicted model, not a curated record. Bases 2075 to 3931 code for a protein of 618 amino acids.
AUAACAUCGUUCAGGGACCUCUUCUAAAAGAAUGUAAAUUUCCAUCAACUUGAUUUGAAAAGCAAAACAGUUCAUCCGUAAAAGUAACCUGGGAUUUCAGAACUUCCUUUCAUACAAUGACAUUCUGAAGUAAACAUCUAACAUAAAAAUAGCUUUUAUCCACUUGAUCUUCAUUAAGAAAUGAGAUUGCAAUUUUCUAACACCGGGUCACAAGGGCUCAGAAGAUCUCGCGCAAAGAUUCACUUGCUCACCUAUGCCUUAAAAUGACAAAACCAUUUACUCCCAGAACCCCUCCCUCUCUCUAUCUCUGUCACGCAAAUGCAACUUUAGGAACCAUUACAUAACGACUAUUUCGUGUACUCAGUCUUUUCCGAGAUCCCGGUUCGCUCCGGCCGUAUUUACGGCGCACCAGGAUAACCCGUCACAUGACCAACUGCAAUUCCCAUCAAUCCCUUUGACGCAUGCGCAGAACGCGUUGUCUGGCUGUGGUAAACAGACGUCAGAAGGGAGUCUUCGCCUCGAGUCAAAACAAAACAAGAAAGCUCUUCAAUAGACGUUCGCCUGUCUCUGUUAACAACCAAAGGGAAACGAUUUCGUAUUAAAUCUAUCGGGCUAUUAAAGAAAGGCUUGUUUCUUCGACUUUCACCGGAGGCGUUUUAACUCAUAAAAACUGAGUUGGCUAACUAGGUGGCCAUCUAGUUACUCUCUCCGUAGUAAAACUACGCUUCGAGUUUUGUCCCGGAGGCCGACGAGCUGGCGGCUAAAUUCAGGAAGUAGAAAAGCUACAACUUUUUGUCUGUUCGAGGAAUAAGGUGAACGUCGACUGUGUUUGGAUUUUGGAUAACUUCUACCGGACGGACACGUUCGGCUUAGCUGUGCCCGCGUGAGCAUCGUGUGUAGCUGCGUCUCGAGAAACAUGGCAGAUGGUGACACGCGCCAGCACACAGCGUGGAGGACCUUGCAAACUUGAACGAGAAUAACACAGUUUUUUCGUAUUUUUAAAGCCCUAAAACAACCCAUUACGAACGAGCACUAUUGUAAGACAUUGAUUUUGGUAUUUUUUCAUGUAGAAUUUUGAGCAUUAUGACAUUUUAGGUUAAAGAGCGUUUUUUCGCCGGCUUUUCAAAUCAUUUAUUUUUUGUUCAUCAAACUCAAAGGAUUUGUGUCGGGGACACUUGAGAUGCACUUAGUCCGUUUUACGCCUCACGUUUUUUAUGUUUGUAACUCGAUGAAUCCUGAUUAACUCAAUAAUAUUUUGACAGGAGGUCGGUUGACUUUGACAGGCAGCUUUCCCGUUCACUUGAAUAAGUUACUCUUAAAUGGGCAGUAUUAUUAAAUUGUGUGGUAGUUACGCUAGAAACAUACUUAGUUUACACGUUUGAAUAUUGGACUGUGUGAUGCUCUCAUAUUAAAUUGGUUCAUCGCUAUUUGUGGAAAGAAGCACGUUUGUGUAAUCUAGUUUUUGUACGUCUAAUUGCGAAAUCCAAUCAAGCAUCGCUGCUAGAAUGGGAUGUGGUUAUUUUUAACAAUUACGCCGUAUGCUCCUAUUGGUUUUGCAAUUCUACUUAUUUAACCGCAUGUGAAAAUGGUUGGAUUUGGCGUAUUUUUGUCUCUUUAAACGUUUUUAUCUAAAGCAAAGCUUGUCAAACGGUUUUUAUUUAUCACACCGUCACUCCAUUAUCUCAUGUGUUUAUUUCAAUACGCACUGCUACCAAUCCAGCUGUUUUGGUGUAGUGAUAGUGUUGUGAAGUUCCUUUGUUCUUUCUACGUAAACAAAGAAACCCCCCCAUCCUCGUUUGGCCUGUGUAGAUCAUAAGCUUUAUGUUAGUUACUAUUAAGGAGAUUAUUAAACCCCUUUAAUCUCUCAUUUGAGGAUUAACCGACUCUAUUGGUGUGUUGAUAUUAUUGUGAAUUUGCUCCAUUACCUUUUGACUAAUGCGGUUAGAUUUGGUAUCUAUAAUAAACUUGUGGUGAGAUAUAAUACCUCAAUCGUCUGAGAAAAAAAAAACAAGUUACUCCACAGAACACUUUUGUUUGAAGUCUUCUUCAGAAAUUGUCUGGAUUACAUCACAUUAUGGAGGAAGAAAACGUACCCCCGAUUGACCCAGAUUUUGAGCCGCAGAGCCGACCGAGGUCAUGUACAUGGCCGUUGCCUAGACCCGACAUUUCAGCUGUCAAAACGGGCGGGACGGACGGCUCAGAAUCUGCUGCUGGGACUCCGCCCACCGAGGAAGAUAAACACGACCCUCAGCCAACCACAUCUGAGCCUGAUAAAGUUGCGGUGACGGAGGGAGGAGUCCUCACCGGAGUGGGCGGGGCUACGCCUCGAAAAGGCACUUCCCGACGUAAUGCCUGGGGUAACCAGUCGUACGCAGAGCUGAUCAGCCAGGCCAUCGAAAACUCGCCAGAGAAACGACUUACUCUGGCUCAGAUUUACGACUGGAUGGUGAAAACGGUGCCGUAUUUUAAGGAUAAGGGAGACAGUAACAGUUCUGCUGGAUGGAAGAACUCCAUUCGCCACAACUUGUCGCUUCACAACAAAUUCCUUCGAGUGCACAAUGAGUCGACAGGGAAAAGUUCCUGGUGGAUGCUUAACCCAGAGGGGGGUAAGACAGGCAAGGCCCCUCGCCGCCGUGCCGCCUCGAUGGACAACAGCAGUAAACUGCUUAAAAGUCGCAUGCGGGCUAAACAAACUAAAAAGCAGGCUGGAGCAUCUGGGAUCGGAGGCUCCGCUGUUGCGAUGCAGGGUGAGGGCGUUUCUGGCACCAGUGGUGCAGACAGUCCUGGAUCUCAGAGCCAGUUUGGAAAGUGGGGGGUGAACAGCAGCAGCCCCUCCUCUCGUGGCAGCCUGGAUGACCCUGACAUGUGGACGAGUUUCAGGCCACGCACAAGCUCUAAUGCCAGCACUCUUAGUGGCAGGCUUUCUCCUAUCGCCACAGGGCAGGAGGACGAAGAGGAAUUACCCGAGGACGCUCUCCUGGCGGGUUAUUCUACAGGUAAUCUUCCUCCAACACUAACCGAGACCCUCAUGGAAGAACUGGACUUGAUCGACGGGCUUACUUUGAUGACGGGUCCGCAAGGGGGUGCGAGCCCAAGCACAGCCCCUCCUGCUCCUCCUCAGCCGCUGCCUUCUGCAUCCACUCUGCUGCCUCGAGGGUCCAGCUUUCCUUCAUUUAGACGGCUGGCAUCUUCGAAGGCAUCACCGGGAUCUACUCCGCCAGGGAGUAACACAAGUGGCAGAUCCAGCACGAGCCCUUCGAACUUCGGAAACUCGCUCUUCAGCCCUCUGUCAGGUCCUGGAUCCCAUGGUGGUUUCAGUCCUCAUGUGCCAUCCAGCCUCGAGGCUCUUCUUACCUCUGAUUCACCCCCACCCAGCGAAGUCAUGAUGACCCAAAUGGAUCCUCUCAUGCCAAGUCAAGGAGGCCUUUUAGGCCUCGGGGGAUCUCUUUCAAGCAAUCAGACCAAGCCAAGUCAAAUGAUGUUGAGUAAGAGCAUUGACACAAGCGCUGUGGGGCAAAUGUCCCUCCAGAAUCAACCCCAACUUCAGCACUCGCAGAUGAGCUUCGCAAUGAUGCAUUCAGGCAUGAACCAUGAGCCGCCUCAGCUCUCAACCGUAAAGACCCAGCAUCACGUGCCAGGGCUUCUGCAGCACGGAGCAGUCCCGUCACCUGGUGGGAACGGUGGUAUGCAAGGUUUGUGCCAAUUUUCGACACCGCCCUGUUUUAUCCCUCUCCAGGAUCGACUACCUACAGACUUGGAUAUUGAGAUGUUCACCGAAAACCUGGACUGUAACGUGGAAGACAUUAUCAACAGUGAUCUGAUGGAUGGAGAUUUGGUCGACUUUAACUUUGACCCCAUCAUAAUGGGUGGACAGGGUUAUACCGGGCCAGCAACCACACAAAGUUCCUCCCACAACUGGGUACCCAGCUAAUUCUGAUAUGAAACAUAAAAACAGUCACAGGACAGUCCCUCAUUCAGGAAUACAAAAAUGGACAGUCUCAGUUUUUGCCUCUGCAUAUGCCACUGUACCUCAAACACACACACUGUUUUGGCUAACUUGGCCAAAAAGUCUCAUGUCAGAUUUUUUCAAACCAGUUGACGAAAGAACCUCGUACAUUUUAAGUGCCAACGUCAACUUGAAGAAUGUGCUGUUGGACAGACCAAACAUGGUCUUGAAACCUAUUUUUUUCUUUUGAGUUUUGUGUGCAACAUCUUUUUUGAAAGUUGCAGUUUUUUGGGAGUUGUCUAGGCCAAUUGUGAGACAACCAAGACUAAACAAGCACAAUUAAUAAACAACUAAUUGGGUUUAUUACAGUAAUGCAAAUGAUGAGUGACACCAGAGUAGAGUGAGACGGAUGGUACUCAUGUUCUUUGUUCUUAAAAAUGAAACUCAUUCAGCCAGGAGGAUCAAACUCUGUAGAUCUUUCGGCGUCAAAUCUCGUUUAUUGAUCGGCUGCUGAGAGGUUGAACGGUCUUUUUGUUCUGGUAUAACUUGACAGUGACACAGCUGACAUAAUGUGGCUGUUGAUCUCAGACCCACUCCGAGGAACUCAACAUGGCACCACAGGAUUGAUGGGAACAAUAUGAAUCCUCUUCAUAUAUCAGAACCAGAGUGGCAAAGGUCUCACAGAGACAAAGGUCUCACGGAGGAUCAGCCCUGUGUGCUCUGAAAGCACUCUCAGCGGUACGACACACGCACACCUUUUAUGUGAAGGGGCUGAAAGAUUUCGAGGUGGUUUGGGGGAUGCUGGUGUUCCAUUUUAAAUUUUUUAAAAAUGUUUGGGUUUUAUGCUCUCAAGAAGGUGUUUUUUCUCUGUUGUACUAAAGAGUAGAGGCUGAUCAUUGAAUGAUUCGUCUGCUCUUAAGUGUUUUGUUUGUAAUGACAACAUUAUGAAGAAAUCAGAUUUUACAUAGGGCAUUUUGAUGCAUUUAAAUCCUGCCAACAGGUGAAAUAGCAUAGUGUUAUCGUUGGAAAUCGAGUGCCCUUUUGCAUAAUGCAAUCGCUUAGGAUUUUGGUUGUUUGCCCAAGGGGGUCUAUGUAGGUGUGUUUGUGUGCAAACAUGUUUAAUGCUCCCAAAACUUGAUUCCAACACACUAGCACAGAAUUUAAGGUUAUGCUGAAUCGUUUCAUUUAUGGGGAGGAGCAUGUUAUUUUUUGGUGAGGUGAAAAAUCUGCAAGAUUAAGGCUUUAAUAAUGUGUACGUUAUGGUAUAUUGACUGUGUACUAAAGGCAAGGGGCAAAAGUUAUUUUAAUAAUCAGUUUUUCAUAAACAGCACUACUCACCUUUUGUUAUUGGAGAGCAAAAUAUAUAUAUGUACGUAUAUAUAUAUAUAUAUCAAUUUAAAUUGUAAUAUUAUUGGGGAAAGAUACUAAUAAGAAAACAUGCUGUUAAUGUGCUUUUUUACGAAUCUGAGCAAAAGAUAUUACAGAUCAUUUUUAACGGUCAUUUUCUAUGUAAUCUUUUAUUUUUGUAAAAGAUGAGAUGCAUGUAGAUUUUAUACAUAACCAAAGGAACACUAAGAACUGCAUGUCUGAAAAGCGUGAGACCGCAGCAGUACAGAUAAGCUUUACAAAAAUCGCGAAUUAAUUAUAAAUUGAUUGAUUGCAUGAGUGUAUAAUACCAUGCUCUUAAAACAUCGAUUUACGAUCACAGAUUGUGCUAAAAGAAGGAAAAGCAAUGUUUUGCUUGCAUUAAAAGUCCUUAAUUUCAAAGCAAUGAAGCUGAUUUCAUCUCAGAAUGCAAGACUGAUCCAACUGAAAAUGAUUAAUGGAAUGUUUCACUCUCAGGGUUACGAAUAAUAAUUAAAACAACUUCUGUAGAGAAGUAAUAAGAUAUAACAUCAUUGCUCAUGGCCUUUUCUAAAUUAUGAGUCAUUUAUGCAAGCCAACAUCACCAUAGAUUUUUUUAACAUUGCUGAAAUAUAUCUAAUGUUGCAGUUUACUAUGAAAUGUAUCCAAUGUAUGCAUUUGUAAUUCCUACAAACACUUGUAAACUGCCAAUGAACACUAUAGCAUGUCGCUGCAAAGCAGAUCAUACAGUUUUAAUGCCCUUUUUUGUUUAACAUACUUUCUCUGUAGUACAAGGGUUGACGUUGUGUUUUUAAUUUGUUUAGAUAAAUUACACUGUUUUAAACCAGCAUUCUUAAGAUUUUCUUUUUUGUAUAUUGUGUUUUUGUUUGAGAGCUGGAUGUAAUGGUGUGAGUAUUUAGAUGCUAAAGCACUCUCUCCUUACAAGAGGAAUCAUUUUUCUCCUAUUCAUUGGUGCUAGAUAUUAAAUAACAACUGAAGAGGGCCAUAUUGGAUUGGUGCAUAUUGACAUCAGGGCCUUUAAUAAUUUUAUGCAACACAUCUUGAUUUCUAACUGUAGAAUAGUAUGAGAAAUUAACCUAUAUUUUAAUUCCCCAACUCUGUUUUAUAUAUAUUAUAAAGCUGUGAAUGGGGAGGGAGGGAGGGGCUUUGCCAUCUCGCCACAAAUGUUGUAAUAAUGCACCUCACGAAUGAUAUCAGCAUGAUUUGUUAUACCAAUUGAUGAUUCAGGCUAAAUUCAAUCAACCGUUUACAUUAAUGUGCUCAUACCUUUUCUCAUGUUUGUGUUUGUGUAAUGAAGCUUCUUUAAAGUGAUAGUUGAAAACAAAUGGUACAGCUUUCAGAAAACCCAAGCGCGUCAGCUUUGACGUUUUCUUAAUGUAGUUAAUUGGAUACACAGUUUUCAGAAAGAAGAGGAUUUCUAGGGUUGAAAGCUUAUUUCGGAUUUGUUUAAAGAGUUGGCUGUAAUGUUAAAUAAUGUAUUGGCUCCAUCGGGACACCUUCAAGGGAUAGUUCACCCAGAAAUUAAAAUUCUGCAAUCAUUUACACACUUGCUUGUCAUUUCGAACAUGUAUGACUUUAUUCUUGAAGAAUGUUGAUAACCAGACAACUUGCAUUGGUUUUUGUGUCCUUACAAUAGAAUUGAAUGGGUACCGCCACACGUUCUUCAAAAUAUCUUCUUUUGUGUUCUGCAGAAGAGAGAAAGUCAUACAGGUCUGAAAUGAUGAAAGGGCGAGUGAUUAAAGAUUCCUUCUAAAGGGCCACUGCAUGAAAUGCAGGAAAUUCCACACCUUCCCUCUUUUCAAAUCACUCUUUAUUAUUUUCCUUAUUUGAUAUUAGCCUUCCUUUUUCAUUUAUCUUCUUUAGUAUUGAUUUUAGUUCCUUUAAGUUUUCAUUUAGCUAAAUAUCCCAAUUGAUAACACAAAACUGUAGUUAUUGGUCUUGGUUGUUUUUAUCUUUGUUUUGGGUUAUGGCAGUAUGUAAGACUGAAGAGUUGUGCAUAACCAAUAAAAUGUAUAUGUACUUGA